UUUUGCAUUUUCAAGUGCCUUUUUUUUUGGGUCCUUCCAUCGCUUCCGUUGGUGGUGGCUACAUGCUAGUUAGCGUCAUUAGCACCUCAUAGCAACUAGCAGGGAUAUUGUUUUCUUUUCCAAUGACAUACAUUCCUCACAGUUGAUCACAUACAACACAUGCCCCAUGACCAGCCCCAGAAGCCACAGGCAUGAGACGGCGUCCUCAAAUAGAGUGAAAACACUGGACUUCAAAUGGGAUGCUCCACAAUAAGCAGACGGUAGCACCCCCCCUAAAUUAGUAUUAACUGUGCCAAUGGAGGAGGAAUCACUGCAACCUCCUGGCAGCAACCCGGUGAGAAAAGAUGUGGGACAAAGCGCAGAGAAGACGAGUGAAUCAGAGACGACCAUUGAAGCGGAGAAGACGAGUGAAUCGGAGACGACCAUUGAAGCAGAGAAGAACAGCGAAGCAGAGAAGAGCAGCGCAACAGAGAUGACCGGCGCAGCAGAGAUGACCGGCGCAGCAGAGAUGACCGGCGCAGCAGAGGUGGCCGGCGCAGCAGAGAAGACCGGCGCAGCAGAGAUGACCGGCGCAGCAGAGAUGACCGGCGCAGCAGAGAUGACCGGCGCAGCAGAGAAGACGAGCGAAGACGAGAAGACGAGCGAAGCCGAAAAGACCAGCGUAGCCGAGAAGACCAGCGUAGCCGAGAAGACCAGCGUAGCCGAGAAGACCAGCAUAGCCGAGAUGACCAACGUAGCCGAGAAGACCAGCGUAGCCGAGAAGACCAACGUAGCCGAGAAGACCAGCAAAGCCGAGAAGACCAGCGAAGCAGAGACAACCAGCAUAGCAGAUAAGAUCACACAAAAAAAACAAGAUGCAACAGAAACCCCUGCUUCAGGUGUUGGAGGAGAAACACUAGGAGAUGAGAAGAAUCCCAUAAAUGACAAAGCGAAACACCAUGUUGACAAUCCUCCUACUGAUUGGCUGGAACCACUUGAUGAUGAUGAGCAAAGUGAGGAUGAUCAGCAAAGUGUAAAGAGUCAUAGUGAAAAAGCAAUGAAAGGAGCGACGAAGCGUGGACACACCCGACGCAAGCGUACACAUCCUGAUGAGGGCUGGGUUGAUGUCCCUGCUCUUGGAGAGGGUUGGAGACGAAAAGAGGUUAUCCGGCGCUCAGGUUGUAGUGUUGGCCAAAAGGAUGUCUAUUACAUCAGCCCAGAUGGUAAUCGAGUGAGAAGCAAAGUCGAGCUGAUGUCAUUGCUUACGGAAAUUGACAUGUCAAAUUUUGACUACAAAGAGGGGAUGUUCUACAAUGGCCUACCGAAACCUCGACGCAGGGCGAAAGCUAAGAAGACGCAGAACCAAGAUUGCGCUGAACCAAGCUUGGUGAAGAAAGAGGGUGCACAUCCUCCGGAAUCCAACCAUAUGCUCCCUCCUAAGGACUGGUCCAAAAAUCUCUACUCCAAUCAAACGUCUUUCUCCACGCAGAAACCAACGGGAAUUUCUUACAAAAAGGCUGCCAAUGAGAAUGUGGUACCCAGUAUUAAAAUUAAGAUUCAUCGGCAGGUGUCAUCCUUACCGCUCCCCUCCAUAAAUGGAGAAAUUGGCACUGAGGAAAACCAACUGAAAUGUUGGAGAUGUGGUCUGUGCUUCUUUGGCACGUGGUACGACAGGCAGAGAAAGAGACCCUACUGUCCUUCAUGUUGGGCCUCAAAAUCAAAUGAACACCCAAUGGUUCGAUUCCGGAAGUGGUUUCCAUGUGGGGAGUGUGUGGGAUGUCGUACCACAACAAACUGCAACCAGUGUGCCAACUGCAAGAAUGGACUCAAUAGCCCGGAAAACAGAAAACGAAUAUGCAGAAUGCGCAAAUGCAUCUCUCCCAUUCGUAAGGGCUCUGAAAGUGAAGAAAUCCAGCCUGUCGUGCCACAAAACGACGAUCUGGAUUUACUAGAAGAUAGCAUGAGUUUUCAGGAGGAAAUUACAGAAUCACAGCAAGAGAGUCUAAAAAGCAGAAACACUGACAACUUUUCUUCCAUUAUGGACUUUGAUGACGAUGAUGAUGACAUGUCAACUGAUGAUGAUGAUGAUUGGCAUAGAAAACGUAAACGGCGCGCUUGUGGGAAAUGCAACGCGUGUCUCUGCAGGAAGGACUGCGGCACGUGCGACUUCUGCGUGGACAAACCCAAGUUUGGUGGCCGAAAUAAAAAGAGGCAGAAGUGUCGCCUCCGACAGUGUCAAAGACAGGCAAUGAGGCACUUGCUGCCCCUUCAGAUGUCUCACAGUGAGUGUAAGUCAGAUGAUCCAUUGUUGCCAGGCAGGCCGAGGCCUCACUACACAUACAGUCGGAAGACGAAUUUAAAGAAUAAAAAAACAUCAGUGUCCUUGGAUUUCUCUGACGAUGACCUCCAAGAUUUGAGUUGGAGCUCAGAACCUUCGAGCAGUACCAAACACAUGGACAUAAACCAGAUUGACUCUUCUAAACAGUUAGUUCGUUCAAUUUUGGAAGAGCAACAUCAAACAGCACGACGAGAUCUUGGCCGAGAAAACAGUGCUCAAUUUCCAUUUUUGCUGGACGAGCAAAAUGAAAGGGAUGAAGAUGAUUUUCACUUUGACACAGAUCCUCAUAUGCAGGUUGAAGAGGGCGAAGAGCUGCCAAUGAUCACACAGAUCUUCAGUUUGGCUGAAAAACCUGCAGAGAACGUAGCAGACUUUGAUAUUCAUCUUAAGAAACUGCUCACUUCUUUGCGCCAGACCACAUUGCCAAUCCUGUGGUGUGCCAUAUUGGUGGAGGGCCCACAGCUUCAGCUCAUCCAAUGUGCGAAACAGUCCACCAUGUCCGACACCAUAGUGCUCAUCGACCCAGGCUUUUUCUAUCAGGUCACCGUACAAAGUCAACCGCUGGCAUCCACCCACACGCUCUAUAACGAUUACCCGCCGAAGUUGACCUCCGUGAGUGAAGUGGUCAGACUGCUUUUGGGCCUGGAAAACUAUGUUCUGUGCAGGGGGUUGCCCCCCAAAAGGCCGUUUUCCACUAAUGGCCCGAUCACAUUGGAGCGGGCCUCGACGUGUGAUUUCUUAGUGGAGAAAAGGGUGAGCAUCUGCUCUAACUGCAAAUUGCUUUGUGGAUGAGGAAGUUCAACUUCAGAGUGAGGAACAAACGUUUCACCAAGCUGAGGAGGGCGCUGCUGUAUCCUGCGUACAGGAUUGAUGCAUCACCAAAGGCAUUCCAAGAACAUUCAUUCUUCUGUGUUUUUCUUUUGUCACUCUUCUGAAUUGUGAUAGAAGGUGCUGCGUCCUCUCAGACCGUUUUGUGUGGUUACCGGUGCUGGUUGAUCCACAUUUACUUGAGGAACUAAAACCUCUUCCUACCUUUUCUAUUAAUUCCAAUUCUCUUGCCCAAAGCCGUGCCUCAGUUAUGAUCAGCCUUCCCAAUAAUUCCUCAUUUUCACAUUUUAUGUUUGCUACUUUUUUUUUCUUUACCAAAAAGGUCAGGUCGUUACUUACUUUUGUGUAUUUUCCUCUGUUAAACUUCAACAUGCCACAUCACAAAGCGCUAUACAAGAAUCCACCAAAAAAUGUUAAAAUGUUUGAUUUGGACAGAAAUUGCUGUGUUUAUACAGUAUGGUCGGAUAUUUUAGUAGCAUCCUUAUUGAGAUCUGAUCCAGAUAUCAGCAAUUCCGUCUCUAAGGCAGCACGGUGAACCAGGGGUUAGUGCGUCUGCCUCACAAUACGAAGGUCCUGGAUUCGAUCCUGCGCUCGAGAUCUUUCUGUGUGGAGUUUGCAUGUUCUCCCCGUGACUGCGUGGGUUCCCUCCGGGUUCUCCGGCUUCCUCCCACUUCCAAAGACAUGCACCUGGGGAUAGGUUGAUUGGCAACACUAAAUUGGCCCUAGUGUGUGAAUGUGAGUGUGAAUGUUGUCUGUCUAUCUGUGUUGGCCCUGCGAUGAUGUGGCGACUUGUCCAGGUAGUACCCUGCCUUCCGCCCGAUUGUAGCUGAGAUAGGCACCAGCGCCCCCCGCGACCCCAAAGGGAAUAAGUGGUAGAAAUGGAUGGAUGGCAUUACCUAAUUUUGUGUAUUUUCCUCUGUUAAACUUCAACAUGCCACAUCAAAAAGCGUUAUACAAGAAUCCACAAAAAAAGGUUAAAAUGUUUGAUUUGGACAGAAAUUGCUGUGUUUCUACAGUAUGUUCGGAUAUUUUAGUAGCAUCCUUGUUGAGAUCUGAUCCAGAUAUCAGCAAUUCAAUUUCUAAGGCAGCACGGUGGGUCAGGGGUGAGUGCGUCUUCCUCACAAUACGAAGGUCCUGGGUUCGAUCCUGCGCUCGGGAUCUUUCUGUGUGGAGUUUGCAUGUUCUCCCCGUGACUGCGUGGGUUCCUCCGGGUACUCCGGCUUCCUCCCACCUCCAGAGACAUGCACCUGGAGAUAGGUUGAUUGGCAACACUAAAUUGGCCCUAGUGUGUGAAUGUUGUCUGUCUAUCUGUGUUGGCCCUGCGAUGAGGUGGCGACUUGUCCAGGUAGUACCCUGCCUUCCGCUCGAUUGUAGCUGAGAUAGGCUCCAGGCCCCCCCGUGACCCCGAACGGGACAAGCAGUACAAAACGGAUGGUUGGAUGGAUUUAAAAGAAAGAAAAAAAAUCCUUUUAGCAUUUUCAAAAGCUUUGAUAUUUGUCCAAUCUUAACAGAUCAAGUUGUCCUUGUGUUUAUGCAGUUUCGGAUCAUAUUUAAUUACAUUUUUUUUUUUUUUUCUAAUUUGGGACCUUAGCUUUUGUGAUUUUGUAGGUGACAGAUUCAGGCUUGAAUCAAUUGCACUGGUUACUGUUUAUUUGUCAAUAAUAUUGCCACACAUUACUGUAAAUGAAUGAUUUAUACCGCCAACAUGUUUUGGGGAAAAUGAAUAAAUGCAAUAUAAAAACACUGUAUAAAAUACAGAAGGUUUAUGCACACACACUCUUAAAAUUAUCAUUUUUUUCCCACAAAACUCUUUGUUGCUACUUGAGGAAGAAAAUAAGGCUUUCAGUUUACAAGCAUGGAGUAUGGAAAUUAGAUAUUUGAUUAGGCCAUUAAUGAUUGGUUUGAACCAUUAUUUUUCCUGGGUCGAAAUUUUGAAUAAUGUACACUUUAAUUUGGGUGAAAAGUUUGAAUUAUUUAAAAUGUUCUCUGGGUUUGAUUGAUUGAUUGAGACUUUUAUUAGUAGAUUGCACAGUACAGUACAUUUUCUGUACAAUUGACCACUAAAUGGUAACACCCCAAUAAGUUUUUCAACUUGUUUAAGUCGGGGUCCACGUUAAUCAAUUCAUCACAGUUUACACAUGAUCACUUAAUUAUAUUCAAAAACAUACAUUAUUUUUGUUUCAAUGUCCUUAUUUCUGUAGCUGUCCUUCUGGCAAAAUGUUACAAAAGAGUUGGUAAAGUUGGUGUUUUUUUUGGCACGGACCAAGUCGGCUUUUAAUCAUACUGUAGACCACAACUGCUCAAUACGAUUGAUGUCUGGGUUUUGGCAGAGUACAUUCCAGAAACUUAAUGUUGCUCUUAAUGUUUGAGAUCAGUUAUCAUGUUGUGUCCAAGCGUUUGCUGUGUAGCUGUUGAUUUGCGGUAAAGCUGAAGAACGUGAAAGUAGUCAACAUUUGCAGCUGAAAAUUCUUUCUUGGCCUCCAUCCUCCUCUAAGACAGCGACCUUGGUGUAGCAGCAGUUUUUAGUUCAUGACAGGCUUGAGUCUUGUCUAUCAUGAAUUGAUCAACGUGGACCCCGACUUAAACAAGUUGAAAAACGUAUUCGGGUGUUACCAUUUAGUGGUCAAUUGUACGGAAUAUGUACUGAACUGUGCAAUCUACUAUUAAAAGUUUAAAUCAAUCUGAACAUCUGAGAGGAACAGUUUGGGUCUCCUUCCAUACUUUGACAAAGCUACUGAUGCUUUCAAAUAACUUCAUUUGUUCAAUGGAUCGGGCUUGGACUCUGCACUUGUUUAAAAGUCGUUCUAGAAGACUUUCCCAACUUGUGUACAACGGUACCUCCGUUUUCCUUGGUAAUCCGUUCCAAAGAACUGAAGAAAACCAAGUGGCCCAAAAUUUGAAACUAAAUAAUUGCCAAUUCAGUGACUCCUUUGCAGCAAUCUAAAAACAAAACCUGUUUUCGUAGUUCUAAUACUAUAGACGUACUACUUUGCUAAGAGUUCUUGAGUUCAAGACUGUUUCUCACCUUCUGCUGGCACUUGCAUUUUUCUUGAGGUAUCAUGUUGGUUUAUUUUUGCCAACUUCUGGGAUUCUUUCUUUGGACGCUUGUUCCGACUGAAUGAUACGCAGGCAAACAGACUCGUUUCUUACGUGCAAUGUUUGGUGUUUGGCCACACAAUAACUGAGAUGGUGUACCAAGAACCAAAACAUACAAGUAAGUUGGGCGUACAAAAGCUUAGGUACCAAAGUAUUUCCAGAGUUCUCCUUCUAAUUGCUCACUGAAAUCCAACGAGUGUUUUCUUGUUGUAUUCGAUCAUCCAUGCGUUCAUUCUUUUUACGAACUGCAGUCAACUGUGACCACUAACUUGAAAUUAACAGGGAUUUUGUAGUUCAAAAAGAGUGUCACAGAUGUAUUUAUGUGUAUAUAUUUGAAUAUUUAUGACCCUGUUUUAUACUUUUAUAUAAUCAUUCCACCUUAGAAAAAGAGUGGUUCAAAUUAUUCAUUAAGGGCCUGAAAUUAAUCGAAUCCAUAAAAUAGAAUAGAAGGCCUUUUUUGCCACUGUACAAUGAAAUGAUCAAUCAAAUUCAUGCUUAUAAUAAUGGACUGUUGACUUCUUACCUUAAAGAGAGGGGUCAACUUCUCUUUGCUGUCAGUUUUUCGAAAUUUUGUAUUUUGUAUAAAUAGUCCUAGUUCCCUCAAGUAAUUGUGUAUCCCCUUUACAGUAUUGUUUCAAACAUUUCUGUUUGGUAUUUGGGUUUUACAUGUUGAGAAUUUUGUUCAAAUGACUAUUUAAUUUGAGCCUCAAUUAAAAUGAUCGGUUAAAAGUGA
This is a messenger RNA of Nerophis ophidion (straightnose pipefish), 6974 nucleotides long. It is a transcript of the gene mbd1b, whose product is annotated as methyl-CpG binding domain protein 1b. The coding region runs from base 296 to 3109 and encodes 937 amino acids. The record is from RefSeq and is a predicted model, not a curated record. The transcript has 17 exons. Gene Ontology annotation, molecular function: zinc ion binding; DNA binding. NCBI's taxonomy places the organism in Eukaryota, Metazoa, Chordata, Actinopteri, Syngnathiformes, Syngnathidae.